This is a messenger RNA of Cutaneotrichosporon oleaginosum, 1182 nucleotides long. RefSeq lists its product as uncharacterized. Gene Ontology annotation, molecular function: ATP hydrolysis activity; ATP binding; DNA binding. Lineage: Eukaryota; Fungi; Basidiomycota; Tremellomycetes; Trichosporonales; Trichosporonaceae. The record is from RefSeq and is a predicted model, not a curated record. Gene Ontology annotation, cellular component: Ctf18 RFC-like complex; DNA replication factor C complex; nucleus. Gene Ontology annotation, biological process: DNA repair; DNA-templated DNA replication.
UGACCUUCCUUCAACUCCGCUCACAUCGAUCACAUCUCGAGUAUGACAGAAGCCAUGGACAUCGACGAGCCCACACCGGCGCCGGCUCCACCCGCCAACGCCAUGGCAGCGCUCAUGGCUGGUGCUAAGGCUAAGGGCAAGCAGAAGGAGACCGCGGUGGACGCGCGCGAGGGCCUGCCAUGGGUUGAGAAGUAUCGUCCGGAGAGCCUCGACGAUGUUGUAUCGCACCAGGACAUUACUGCUACAUUGGAGAAGUUCAUCGAGGCCGGCCGAUUGCCACAUCUCCUUCUCUAUGGGCCACCAGGUACUGGAAAAACGUCCACGGUGCUCGCACUCGCACGUCGACUAUACGGCCCAACAUUCAGGAAGCACAUUCUUGAGUUGAACGCGUCCGACGACCGCGGCAUCGACGUCGUGCGUGACCAGAUCAAGAGUUUUGCGGCGACCAAGGUGCUCUUCUCCAAAGGUGGUUUCAAGUUGAUCAUCCUCGACGAAGCAGACAUGAUGACCCAGGCUGCACAGGGCGCCCUCCGCCGGGUCAUCGAGCAGCACACAAAGAACGUGCGGUUUGCGAUCCUCUGCAACUACGUGAACAAGAUCACACCGGCCAUCCAGAGUCGUUGCACGCGUUUCCGCUUCUCCCCGCUGCCAGAGAAGGAAGUGGCGCGUAAGGUCGAUGAGGUGGUUGAGAAAGAGGGCGUCACCUUGACAGCGGACGGGCGGGCAGCGCUGCUGAAGCUGGCGCGCGGCGACAUGCGCCGUGCACUCAACGUGCUCCAGGCGUGUCAUGCUGCGUAUGACAACGUCGACGAGACGGCUGUGUACAACUGCACGGGCAACCCCCACCCAGAGGACAUCAGGGCGGUUGUAGAGAGCAUGAUGUCUGACGAGUUUGGGACAGCAUUCUCCCGCAUCACGGCUCUCAAGGCCGAGAAGGGUCUCGCACUGCAAGACCUCAUUGCGGGCGCUUACGACUUCCUAGAGACAGUUGAGCUGCCCGUUCAGUCGCGAGUGUACCUCCUCGACCAUCUCGGGCAAGCAGAACAUCGCUUGUCUCUCGGUGGCUCAGAGAAGAUGCAGCUUUCGGCAUUGCUUGGCGCAUUCAAGGUCGCCGUCGAGCUAUCGCAGAAGAAGGCGUAGAUCCGGCUUCAACUGUAUAUGCAUGCACACUGUAACGUACAA